Molecule: messenger RNA, 549 nt
Organism: Closterium sp. Yama58-4
Lineage: Eukaryota; Viridiplantae; Streptophyta; Zygnematophyceae; Desmidiales; Closteriaceae
Source: the annotation of a GenBank genome assembly
AUGAUCUGCAAGGUCGAAAAGGCCGACAAGCCCGCGGCCUCGCCGAAGUCGGCGAAGAAAUCUCGUGGCCGACAACCGUCGACCGACGAAAGUCCCACGACUCCGGAGGGUGAGACGGGGAAGAACGAUGCGCUGCAGAACUGCACUCGCCGGAUGCGGCGGAUCAUGGAGGCCAUUCACAACUUGCGGCGGAGCGAAAAUGACGCUGACACCGCCGCCGUGGUCAAAUUACUCGACCACCUGGGGCGGGCGGGUCUUUCUACUUUCAGCGACGCUCUUUUGGUCCUCCGUGCAACCGCGCCCAUCAAGGCCCCCACCACAGCCGACGGCAAGUCGACCGGCAUCAAGGGUCUGGACAAGCAGCAGCACAAGAAGCUGACCGUUGCGUGGGGCGUCGUCUCGGCGGGCUAUGCGGAGCCUGAUUGGGGAAAGAAGAUCUUCGGCGACUUGUGGGAGGAGCAGGCCACGAAGGUCGGCUCGGAGGCCGAGGCGACCGCGGGAGUGACGGCGGAAGUUUCCGCCGCCGGGAAACGCAAGAGGGCGGGCUGA